Molecule: messenger RNA, 2370 nt
Organism: Anguilla rostrata (American eel)
Lineage: Eukaryota; Metazoa; Chordata; Actinopteri; Anguilliformes; Anguillidae
Product: UPF0561 protein C2orf68 homolog
Source: RefSeq, a predicted model, not a curated record
UUUAAGAGGAUCGUGAACGAUCUAAGAAUAGCAAAGAAGCAGUUUGCUGGGGUAAUGGUGCCGAAAUGAAUCACAGCUCAGUGGGCCGAAUGCAUCUUCGCUGCUCCCAUUGACUUCCAUGGGCAAUGUAAUGAUUCCAUAACUCCGUGUUUGACCUAGGUUGGCCAGUAACCUAUUUAUGUAGCUAGCUUCAUUAACGUAGCUAACGAUGCUGCCUGGUAGGAAGGCGUCCGUUUAAAGAAGGGCGUUUAUUUUUCCGUAUUGAUGUUUGGUAGCUAGCAUUAAACGAUGGAGAUUCUGCAAGACAACGAGGAACAACAAAUGAAGUACAAACGCGGAGGUCGUUUGGACAUGAGCCACGGUUUUCUACACCAUAUUCGUCGUAACCAAAUUGCCAGAGAUGACUACGACAAGGAGGUGAAACAGGCCAAGGAACGUCAGCGGCGGAGACCCACUACCACCCCGAGACGACCGCGCCGGCCUGACAUUCAAGUGUACCACCCUCGGCGCCGGAACGGAUCAGAACCGGGCGCAGGCGCGGAGCGGGAGUGGAACGAAAGCGGGUCGAGCACGGAACCGGAGCCCCCGGCCACAGAACUGUUCUGGCUGGACUACCAGGCCGACAGCGGCCGCCUCACCUCCUUCAUCGUUCACAAGGAGGACAAGCCGGAGAGGAUAGUGGACAGGGUGGCGGAGGAGAACGUUCUGGACUCCGGCAUGAGGAUGGUGCUGCAGGCCCGCGUUAAAGAGGAGAUGGACAAGAGGCGGGACAAACGCUGAGCCGAGAUCCCCUGAUUGGAGGAGAGAAGACCUGGGGCGGGCUGGGAUUGGGGGGUGGGAGCGCGAUCAGGAGCGGUGAAGAGUUGGGGGGAGGGGAGUGAGAGGGUGAAGUGAGAGAUGCCCCGUUUGUGGUUCUGCAGCAUCACGCUACUGUACGCGGCGAUGUGACCGCUGCUGUGCAACAGCCAAUAGGGAACGAGGGCUCUUGCAUGGAUGGAAACCGCAGGGCAGGCAUCCCUCUCAGGGAACACAAGCCCCACGAUACUUUCUCUUUUUCUUUCAUUGUUUUUUCUUUUUCUCCCUCCAUCCCUGGCACAUCCGUCCUUGGAGGGCUCGUGUCGCAUGGAGGUGUUGGUGUGAAGGGGGGGAUCGGCCUCGCUCCAGAACUCCCCUGGUGGUGGAGCGGUGGCUGCUCUGUGCCCUGAGGUGGCCUCAUCGCUGGCAGCAGGCACCGAGGUCCGUCCGAAAGUCUUUGGACGUCUCCUGGGUGCAAAGAUUCUGUCCUGCCGUCCCCCCACCAGACCAGACCCUCCAACACCCUGCACUGAAAACUUCCCAGGAUCCUCUCUGAGCCAGACCCUUUCCAAACCACACAAGACCCAACGGUUGUGUCAUCGCUUGGGGUCGGUGCACCCUCAUCAACAGCCGUUGGGUGUAUUUGGCAUUUCGGUUUUUUUUUUAUUAAUUAUUUUUUUAUGAAACAUUGGUUUUUGAUUAUGUACUGUUUUCUUGUUGUAUUUAGCUUUAUCACAUGUAUAUUACUAAAGAACUGAUUAAUUGUAGUUUGGAUAACUUUGCAUAAAAGGGAAUAAUGUUACUGAAAUAUACAGAUUUUCUCUCAAAAGGGGACAUUGCAGAUCUCCUGUUAAGGGACGAAAGGAAUGGUAGAACUUCUGUUCGUGGAUAGACAAGGACAGAGUUGGUCAGGUGACCAAUUAAUUUCAGCCUGGGGUGUCAGAAGAUGAAGCAAAGUGGUAAAUACAACCUAGAUCCAGUCUCCUAGGAAAUGUGAACAGUUUAUUCUUUUCUUUUCAUACAUUUAACUUUGAUUAGUAUAUUUACUGACAUGUUGCUAUGGUGUUGCUCUUGGUCUAACAAACCUUCUGAAUAUAGACAUUUACAUAAUUAAAAUAUCUUGGUUAUAUACCAUUAUCUUCUGGGUUUCAGUUGUGACACAAGGAGGCGAUGAUGACGCAAGAUGGUCGGCUUGCGUACAAAAGGGCAUAAUCAUUUCUCUGCAGUAGUGAAUUAUUUAGCUAUCGCCCAGGAGGUGGCAGUAUUCGUCCACACAAGACGAAUAGCCAAAGGUCAACCCGGUAGUGUAUGACUACUUACCAGUAUGCAGGCAGGUUAAUUCUCUGACCAGUUGAAAACGUUAAAUUACACUGAAACAAGCAUACGUUGAAGCAACAUACUUUUCGAGACCCAUUUAUUUCAGCACGUCUGUGAAUGGCCAGCAAAUAUCGGUGACCAACGGCUUUUUGUAGCCCGUUAAUGCAAUGCUAACAGUAUCAGCACAUUGACGUCUCAAGACAUGACAUCAGUUGCAGCCAACACAGUUGGACUUUAAACCCCAGAACUGCACCAGAA